AGUUAAUUACGUAUAAAUUAUUGUCGAAUUAAGUGCCUCGUCAUAAUAGAUAAAAGUAUUAACAAAAAAAAAAUAGCAAUAAUAAUAUUAUUUGAUAGGUCAAGUAUCACCAAUGUGGUGUGUUUAAAUAUUAAAAGUAAAUAUUGAAUCAGCUGAUGAGUGACAACAGACAGACAGAGUCCGCAUUGAUGGUUGAUGGUUUUUGGUUAUGGCGACAAGCAGUUCGGACGGUUCUUGUAACGCUCCUGCAGAUUUUCAUCUAUCAUCAGACUUAGAAGAAAUUCCUAGUCGUAUACCACUUAAUUCAUUAAAAUGUCCACUCUGUCAUAAUACUCGAAGAAUUUUUUAUUGUCGUUUUUGCGUUCAGAAUGGAGAUUUCGUCCAUUCAACUUCUGUUUACGCGGAACGUAUAUUAUUUAGGUUUGCUGAUAAGCAACUACGAUUAUAUCGGUUAAAAACAGCCAGAGCUCAAUUAGAAGAAAAAUGUAAGAAGGCGCUUGAAAAACACAAGCAGAAAGAUAAAUUGAUAUGUGAUAUCAAUGUUUGUAAAGAAAGAAUUAGACUUCUUCAACUUUUAGUUAGUGAAACCAGUCAAAGCAUAAGCAAUGGUAAUAAACGUUUAAAUAGUUUGAAAGAUAAGAAUUCUAAGUUGGCAUUAAAAAUCUCUAAAGAUGAAGAAAAAAUCGAAAAGUUACAUAAAUUGGCAACUACAAUGUGUUUAAAACAAGAAAAACAUAAAGAAGCGGUUGAUCGACAGAGACAACAAUUAAAGAGAGUUAUUAGAAUUGCAGCUAAACAAUUAAUUCAAUACAUAUUUCCGCUCUCGCAAGUACAAUCCAGUAAAAGUUUAUGUAGUAGCGAAGAAGAUGUAAAUGCAGAUGUGGUUACUUGUGCAUUAGCAGAUGCAUCAGGAACGUCGUAUGUUAGAGGUAGAUGGAUUAAUGAUGCAGAAAAUGCUUCAGAAGUACAACAUCGUAUAAUAGCACCAACAUUACCGGGAUCAGGCGAUUAUAGUGCUUAUUCUUUAUGGGUUGCUGCAAAUAAAGAUAGCGUACCUGGUACUAAUAAAGAACCAUUGCACAAUCCAGCAUACAAUAUCAGUGCUGCUUUAACUUUUGCCACACAACUUGUUAAUAUCAUAGCAUACUAUGUAAAUGUUAAAUUACCUUACAAACUUAGUUAUGGAGAAUUUUGUGGCAAUGAAAUGUCGGAUCAGAAGUUUGCUAGAAAGGUAGCAAGGCUUAACAGUAAUGUUCUACAUUUAUGCUUUACACAAAAUACAGAUAUUGCAGUUCUUCAUCCAAUGCACACUUUACAAAAUCUAAUGCACUUACUCAAUACUGAAAUCAGUGAUCUUGGAAGGAUCGGUCCAAUGGAAGUUGAUUCCAAUGUAAUAGCAAAAUUGUACAGUCAGUUAGCUCCUGACUUGGAGAACAGUGACGACUCUGCUUCUGAUGAAGAAGAGGAUGCUUUUAAUUGGGAAUGGGAAGCAGUUCCAAAUGUCGCAUGUCCUGAAAUGACAGUUCCCAUUCCUGGAUCCUUGGCUAAUCAACAAUCUUCUAUGCAAGUGAAUCAGAGCGUCGCUGGAGGCUUGGUUACAAGUGCUGCGGCCAGUAUUGCCUCUAUUUGGCGUGGUUGGACAACCAAUAAAUAGACUGCUUAUUUUUUUUACCGAUACAAUUCUUUUUAUACAGAUUUUAAUUAAAUUUUUCAAUAUGUACGUACAUAUUGAAAUAUAACUAUAUAUAUAAACCUAUAUCUUUUAGGAAUGCUUUAAAGUGUUUUAUGAAAUUAUCAUUUAUAUUUUACAUUCAAUUUCUCUUUUUCUGUUAAAUACAAUUUUUCAUAAUAGAUAUAAUCUUGUAGAAAUAAUCUUGUACAAAUAAUUUGUACAUACAAAUGGUCAGAAAUCUUAUACGAUAUUAUUAAGGAAUUUUAUUUAACAAUACUAAUUAUUUUACUAUGUUAGAAACUACGCUAUGAUUGAAGUCUGAAAGGUUGUAAACAUUUCUAUUUUUAUUUAAGAAAUUCUAGAUAAAGUUGACUACUGUUAGACGCCAUCAGAAGUACGUCAAAUAAUACUUACCGUAUGGUGCAGUUGUCAGGUGGAAAUGGGACAGGAAAAAAAACACAAAAUAUAUAUUUGAUUUAUUUUUUUCGAAUGCACAAUGUACAGCAACAUGUGUUGCUUCAAUGGAAUCCUCCAUUCUCUGUUACAAUACAUUGUAAUCGUUUUUCUUAUAAUUUAAUAUCGCAACAUACGUGAGUUUGCAAUGACUGCCUUAUUAGUGAUUACUAUUAUUUUCUCAGUACUUUGUGAUUUUGUAUUUCUUUAAUAUAAAUUAUUUAAGUAUAAUAUCAU
Molecule: messenger RNA, 2362 nt
Organism: Polistes dominula (European paper wasp)
Lineage: Eukaryota; Metazoa; Arthropoda; Insecta; Hymenoptera; Vespidae
Gene: Atg14
Product: autophagy related protein 14
Biological process (GO): autophagosome assembly; mitophagy; cellular response to starvation
Cellular component (GO): extrinsic component of omegasome membrane; extrinsic component of phagophore assembly site membrane; autophagosome
Molecular function (GO): protein-membrane adaptor activity; phosphatidylinositol 3-kinase regulator activity
Source: RefSeq, a predicted model, not a curated record